AUGGACUCUCCCAUCGUGCAAAAAGCGCUUGACCAUGUCCGGCAGAUUCUCUCGCCUCCUGAGAAAAUCCAGUGGGCCCUUGCUGGCGUUGGCGCAUUGUACAUCGGCACGAAGCUAUUGAGCUACCUGUCCCUGAUCCUCAGCUCCGUCGUCUUUGUUGGUCACCCACUUCGAAAAUAUGGUCGCGUUGGCACAUGGGCCGUCGUGACCGGCGCUUCGGAUGGCUUGGGAAAGGAGUACGCAACCCAGCUCGCGGCCAAGGGCUUCAAUCUCAUCCUCGUCUCCCGAACGCAAUCCAAGCUCGACACCCUCGCCGUGGAACUGAAACAGAAAUAUUCCGCCAAGGGCUUGCAGAUAAAGACGCUGGCCAUGGACUUUGCCAAAAACGACAACGGUGACUAUGAACGGUUGCGCGAGAUGCUCGGUGGUCUCGAAGUGGCGAUUCUGAUCAACAACGUUGGCCAGAGCCACAACAUGCCCGUACCGUUCAUCCAAACGCCCAGGGAGGAGCUCGAGAACAUCAUCACCGUCAACUGCAUCGGCACCCUCAAGGUCACCCAGCUGGUCGCCCCGAUCCUCAAGGCCCGCAAGCAUGGCCUGAUAUUGACCAUGGGCUCCUUUGGUGGUUGGACGCCCACGCCCUACCUGGCCACCUAUUCCGGCAGCAAGGCCUUCCUCCAGCAGUGGAGCAACGCCUUGGCCUCGGAGCUGGCCGAUGAUCACAUCGACGUGUAUCUGGUGCUGAGCCACCUCGUCACCACCUCGAUGAGCAAAAUCCGCCGCCCGAGUCUGCUCAUCCCUAGCGCUCGCAACUUUGUCAAGGCUGCCCUAGGGAAGAUUGGGCUCGGCGGCUACCAGACGGCUCCGAACACGUAUACUCCGUGGUGGAGCCAUUCGAUCAUGCUGUGGCUCAUCGAGAACGUGCCCGGUGUCAACAGCCCCGUCGUCAUCUGGAUCAACAAGAAGAUGCACAUUGACAUCCGCGCGAGAGCCCUGCGCAAGCGCGACCGCGAGGCGAAGAAACAGUAA
This is a messenger RNA of Drechmeria coniospora, 1029 nucleotides long. RefSeq lists its product as uncharacterized. Bases 1 to 1029 code for a protein of 342 amino acids. Gene Ontology annotation, cellular component: endoplasmic reticulum. Gene Ontology annotation, biological process: fatty acid elongation. The transcript is spliced from 2 exons. Lineage: Eukaryota; Fungi; Ascomycota; Sordariomycetes; Hypocreales; Ophiocordycipitaceae. The record is from RefSeq and is a predicted model, not a curated record. Gene Ontology annotation, molecular function: ketoreductase activity.